AUGGCACGUACCAACAAUGAGCUUCUUGAUGAGGAGGACCAGCAGGAGAUCAACGGCAUCCUUACCGAGGAAGACAAGAGACGCCGCGAGGAGCUUGAGAGGGCGCCUAUGCAGAUCGAAGUUAAACACCUAGAGAGGCGAUGGACAAAGAAGGGAUAUUCAUACAUUACCGAGCCAAAGGAGGACGAGGAUGUACCCGAGGAGAAGAUUAAUUGGUACGAGAAGUAUGCCCUCUGUAUAACGCGCCAGUAUGAUAGCCAGAACAAAUACAUCUGCCGCACCUCACUCGAAGUCAACUCCCCCGGGCUCAAGAAAAUUCUAGCAGACGUCAUUGGCAGCAAAUUCCCUGGCCAGUCCUAUCUGACUUCCAGUAUCACCGUCGACUUCCCUCCCCGCAGUCUUUACCACUACCGACACGAGCUGGCCGAGGCUGCUGUCGGUCUCGAACCCGAUUCCGAUGGAGCCAGGCACCUUCCCCUUUUGCUCAACUUUAUUGACGAGGAGUUCAAUGAUGUCAUCACCAAAGGCGCAAACCUUCUUGAGCAGGGUUUGAUGAGCUACGAGCACCUCUGGACCAUCUUCCGACCAGGAUGCCUCAUCUACGCUACCCGAAUGAGCCAGGCUCGCGUGUACAGGCUCCACAGUUACCAGUAUACAUGCGGCCAAUGCCCAGGUCUUCAGCUUGGCGUCGAGUAUGUCGACUUUGACGGUGACAAGUUUGGCACGAGGCAUGAGGCCCUCUUGAUUCCCGCUUUUGCUGGAGUUGCGCCGAUCGCCUCUCUCAAUGCUCUUCCUUUGUUAUACCAUCCUAGCCCUGACACUGCCACGCGCAUCUUGACCGAGCGCGGUCGUCGAUGGGAGGCUCUCGCCGGCCAGAACUUCCGUCAGUACAAGGGUGUUGCGUUGGACCACCACAACCGCCGCUUCAACAUUGACGGCCGGGUCAUGGUUGACACUGAGACUCACCACCGCAUCAUGGCCGACCACGCCUUCAACGUCGUCUCGUUCCCAGAGACGGUAGGCCGGAAGCGGAAGCAGGACGACGAGACCGGCGAUGUAGAACUCGUUCCAAAGGAGACCAAUGAGUUUGCGCCUCUGACUGACGAGCAGUGCCUCCUGGCCAGCCCCAUGGUUCGUGGCUUUAGCUUUACCGAGAAGAAUUUCCUCAACUUCUUCGUCGACGAGAUCAGCCCCAUUGAGUGGAACACCCAAUGCUUCGAGCAGCUUGUCCUCCCAGACUCGCAAAAGGAGCUCGUGCAGGCUCUUGUCGCGCAACAUACCGCUCGCGCCACGGACCCAAAUUCAUCUGCUUUUGAUGACAUCGUCAAGGGCAAGGGCAAAGGCCUCAUCCUCGUCCUCCACGGCCCUCCCGGCGUGGGAAAGACGUUGACGGCAGAGUGCGUGGCCGAGUUUAGCCGUCGGCCCCUGUAUAUCGUCUCCUCGGGCGACCUUGGCACCUCAUCAGCGGUCCUGGACGACAAAUUGGCCAGGACGCUCGACCUGGCGAGCACCUGGAAGGCUGUUCUCCUCAUCGACGAGGCCGACGUCUUCCUCGAGCGCCGCUCGCUGCACGACAUGGAGCGCAACAGCCUCGUGUCCAUUUUUCUGCGCACGCUCGAGUAUUACAGCGGCAUCCUCUUCAUGACGACGAACCGCGUGCGCACCUUUGAUGACGCCUUCAAGAGCCGCAUUCACGUGCCGCUCAAGUACGACGACCUGCCCCGCGACAGCCGGAUGAAGGUGUGGAAGAACUUUUUGGGCAACGUCGAGGGCGGUAUCGACAUUGACGAGGCUGGGUACGAGAAGCUUGCUGAGAGCAAGUUGAAUGGGCGGCAGAUCAAGAACGUGGUGAGGACGGCCAAGAGUCUUGCUGCGUACAAGAAGCGGAGGUUGGACUGCGAGCAGUUGCAGCAGGUUGUGGAUAUCCAGAUGACCUUUGAGAGGGAGUUGGAUAGCGCGGAUGGUGAAAUUGAUAUGGUUGUACGAUAG
Molecule: messenger RNA, 1989 nt
Organism: Colletotrichum orchidophilum
Lineage: Eukaryota; Fungi; Ascomycota; Sordariomycetes; Glomerellales; Glomerellaceae
Product: AAA family ATPase
Exons: 2
Coding region: 1-1989 (662 amino acids)
Molecular function (GO): ATP hydrolysis activity; ATP binding
Source: RefSeq, a predicted model, not a curated record